Molecule: messenger RNA, 6390 nt
Organism: Cuculus canorus (common cuckoo)
Lineage: Eukaryota; Metazoa; Chordata; Aves; Cuculiformes; Cuculidae
Gene: ESR2
Product: estrogen receptor 2
Exons: 12
Coding region: 394-2133 (579 amino acids)
Biological process (GO): cellular response to estradiol stimulus; regulation of DNA-templated transcription; estrogen receptor signaling pathway
Cellular component (GO): nucleus
Molecular function (GO): nuclear receptor activity; sequence-specific DNA binding; zinc ion binding
Source: RefSeq, a predicted model, not a curated record
UCUGGCAUGUCUUGCAUGGUCACUCAAGAUACUUUGAGUUUAGUAUAUAGAACAGUUUAAAGACAGGACAACUAAAUUAAUUGGGUUUUUUUUUUGGUGGAGAACAUUCAUACCAUUACAUUUUCCUGCAUCCUCAUGGAUAGCGGUAAUAUCUUUCUGGUAAUGGAGCCGAUGGAACUGUUUUCUUUUAUGCCAGACGUGAACCCUGCCAGUAGUGUCUUAGAUUUGUGAAUGCCUCCUUUAGGUACUGGAAGGUCACUAUAAGGUCUCCUUGGAGCCUUCUGUUCUCCAGGCUGAACAAGCCCAACUCACUCAGCCUGGGAGGUGCUCCAGCCCUCCGAUCAUCUUUGUAGCCCUCCUCUGGACCUGUUCCAACAACUCCAUAUCCUUCAUAUGUUGAAGAUUCCAGAACUGGAGACAGUACUCCAGGAUGAAUACUUAAACCCCAAUCUUCAGUUGUGCUUCAAAAUGUCCCUGUGUGCAUCUUCUCACAAGGACUUUUCUCAGUUGCUGCCACUUCAAGAUAUUGGCUGCAAUAAAACAGAAAUUAAAAGCUCACCCGCUGGUAUCAUCUCUCCAGUUCCCAACAGCUGUAAUCAGCCCACGUUGACAGCGGAACACAGUCCAGUCUAUCUCCCUUCGUCUUACAUGGAAAACAGACAUGAAUAUUCUGCAAUGGCAUUCUACAGUCCCGCUGUGAUGAAUUACAAUAUUGCCAGCAAUUUUGGUGAUUCAGAGAUUGCAUCUGUGAGGCAAACAUCAAGCCCCAGUGUUUUAUGGUCUGCUCCUGGCCAUCUCUCCCCUCUGACACUUCAUUGUCAGUCGUCACUUCUGUAUGCAGAGCAGCCAAAGAGUCCAUGGUGUGAAGCAAGACCGAUGGAGCCAGUGCUACCUGUGACCAGAGAGACGUUAAAAAGAAAAACUAACGGCAGUGACUGUACAAGCCCAAUUGCAAAUAAUCCUGGCUCAAAAAGGGAUGCCCACUUCUGUGCAGUCUGCAGUGACUAUGCUUCAGGAUACCACUAUGGGGUCUGGUCAUGUGAAGGCUGCAAGGCGUUCUUUAAAAGAAGUAUUCAAGGACACAAUGAUUACAUCUGCCCAGCUACCAAUCAAUGCACGAUAGACAAAAACAGGCGCAAAAGCUGCCAGGCGUGCCGGCUACGGAAAUGUUAUGAAGUGGGAAUGAUGAAAUGUGGCUCCAGAAGAGAACGUUGUGGAUAUCGGAUUCUGCGUCGCCAUCGUAAUUCAGAAGAUCAGGUGCAUUGCAUUAGCAAAGCUAAGAAAUACAGUGAGACAGCAACUCGCGUAAAAGAGAUCCUGCUCAGCACAGUCAGUCCAGAGCAGUUUGUUUUAACCCUACUGGAAGCGGAGCCUCCAAAUGUGUUGGUCAGUCGUCCCAGCAAACCAUUCACGGAGGCUUCCAUGAUGAUGUCCCUGACAAAACUGGCAGACAAAGAGCUGGUUCACAUGAUUGGUUGGGCCAAAAAAAUUCCUGGCUUCAUUGAUCUCAGCCUCUACGACCAAGUGAGACUCUUAGAGAGCUGCUGGAUGGAAGUUUUAAUGGUUGGUUUGAUGUGGAGAUCAAUCGACCAUCCUGGGAAACUAAUUUUUGCACCAGACCUUGUACUAGACAGGGAUGAGGGGAAAUGCGUAGAGGGAAUUUUGGAGAUCUUUGAUAUGCUCCUGGCCAUGACCUCAAGGUUCCGAGAGCUGAAACUGCAGCACAAGGAGUAUUUGUGUGUCAAGGCGAUGAUCCUCCUCAAUUCCAGCAUGUUUCCCUUGUCAGCAGAAGAACCUGAAAGCAACAGGAAAUUGCAUCACCUGCUUAAUGUAGUCACAGAUGCACUGGUGUGGGUUAUUGCAAAAAGCGGAAUCCCCUCACAGCAGCAGACAACUCGUCUGGCCAAUUUGUUGAUGCUCCUUUCUCACGUCAGACACGCAAGCAACAAAGGAAUGGAGCAUCUCCUGAGCAUGAAGUGUAAAAAUGUGGUCCCAGUGUAUGAUUUGCUGCUGGAGAUGUUGAAUGCACACACUCUCCGAGGGCAAAGGAAGUCCCCAGUCACACAUCCCGAAUUUGGCUCGUUAGAACAAAUGGAGAUUGGAGACAGUCUGCGAAAUGGGGCAGCCCAGUAAUUCUGCUGAAACACAGAAAUGUGAAGCUUCAUAAAGCUAUGGGAGACAACAAAAGUACUGUGAUGGGACUGCUGGAGCGGAACCAAGUGUGAGUCCUCAUCUCUUCUAGAUUUGCACGUGGCUAUCUUGGGAAAGGCCUGUGGGACACACACCUCUGGUUUUCUGACAUUACAAUACCUGCACUUUUACAGUGCCUUUUCUGAGACUCUUCAAAAGCACCUUAAGAAAUUAAGCCUCCGAAUAGUACUAUGAGAGAGGGAAUUACUGCCUCUCCUGAGACAGAGAUAAAUUAAUUACUGAGACAGAGGGAUAAGAGUCCUGGUUUAAGAUGACAAAAGUCUGUGUCAGGGCCAGGAGUGAGCACCUAGCUCUGCAUCUCCCAGACCAAGGCUUUUAAGCACUGAGUAGACAAUCUCUUCUUUCAGCAUGAGAAUGUAUGAAAUGUAGAGCAGCAUCAUUUGGGACAGAUUCACUUACCUGUGUCCGCUGGUCCCUGGGGAAUACCUGCUUUGCAGCUGAUCUAGAUAAAGUGCCGAGAUAUGUACAGUGUAAAGAGUUUCUUCUAUUCUUAAAUAUGCAAUGGCUGCAAGGGCCUUCAUUUGAAGGUCAUUCAGAAUAGCUUCUAGGCUGGUUCAGAGCCUCUUCAGAAAUGUUAAACCAAGCUGGAGAUUAUAUUGUGUGAGCCUGUUCUUAACUUUCGUGUUAUUAUCCAUGUAUAAUUCUUCAGUGCUUUAAACAAUGACCAAAUUGCCUGGAUAUUUCAGUUAAUGCUGAUCUUCUAAAUGUGUUUUUGUCUGUGAAAUUAACAUGUUGUUUUAUAUAUUUAUUAAUGAUGUUAAAUCUAUUACAAUAUUUAGGUACAAGAGGUUGCUCUUAAUAUUAACUGUUUGCAGUUGUAUAUGAUCUGUUAAUCGGGGCUUGUGAAAGCAGCUGGAAACAAAACAUCUUCCCUCUCGUUUUGACUCCCGUGUGGAAUCCUGUCCACCUGAAACCUCUUGCAGGUGAUGAGGCAGUGGAUGGGAGCUGCUUGCUGCCUGCAGGAUUGCUGCUUGCUUGUUUUCAAAGUGCAUGGCACCUUAUGCAGUUGUUUUUAUAUCUUGUAUGGGGUCCCUCCAAGAGCAGGGGAGGGCAGGGGGUGAUGAUGAUGAUGAUGAUGAUGAUGAUGAUGGUGAUGUUUCUGGCUAUUAUUUUGCCUUGCAAGUGUGAUGACUUGUUUGAAUUUCACCAAAGAUGUGGAUUUAAACUUCCCUGUCGUGCUGGUUCCUGGGGGCGUUUAAAACAAGCAGAGGAACUAGCCUGGCCGAUGACUUCAGUGAAGAGCAGGAUGGCAUCAUUUGUUCUGGCAACUGCCCUUAUCUCAUGUUGCUGUGAGCUAAAAUUGCAGUCACUCUAAAUGGAUGUAUUUAAAUGUAAUGCAUGUAUAUUCUGGGCAUUUCGGGUAUGGUGGAAUUUAAUUGGGAUUACACCAGAAGUCUGUUUUGAGGCACAAAAUGUUCUGGAUUAGGGACUUGAAUCAUGAUGUCAUUUACGUACUUUCAGUAUUAGUCAAGCCUUCGAUCUUGGUGGUUUUUCAAAGCCAAGGAGAAUAUUUUUUAUAGGAGAUGCAUAAAGAGUUUUCAGUGAGUUAAACAAAUCUAUUGUCUUGUUUUACCAGAUGCUGCUGAUUGUCCAUAUUUUUACUAGCUACCUUUUUAUUGUCUUUAAGAAACUGUAAUAUAUAGUAGUGCCCUUCUAAAUAAGUGAAUAUUUACUGCAAGAAAAGGGAAAACAUAUGAGUGCAGUCUGGAAUUCAUUGGUACUUUCAUUUGGAAGAAACUUUUCUGUGAAACAGAUGUGUUUCAGUGCUUCUUGAGCUUGAACACCUUUUGGCCUCAAUGCCUGUUGUAUUAUUCUUCUGAUUUUCCUUAUCCUGUGCAAUUGUUUUGUUUAAUACAGUUUUUUCAAAGAAAUGUGUAAGUGAUAUUUUGUUUUGGUUGGUUGGUUUGCUUUAGAAGUGGCAAACUUAUAAGCAAGUUUGAAACAAACGUCUUAAAAGGAAAAUGGGAAAGAGCAUGUAAAAAUCGUAAAAUUAACUUCUCCUUGGAAAUAUGCUCCUGACUGACUUUGUAAAAGAACAAUGCCGCAGACCUGUGCUACAUUUUGUGAUCUAUAUGUGCUGUUACUAGCACAGUGCAACCAGGAAAAUGAUGUGAUUUUUGCAGAUACUUUUUGUCGCAGGUAAUAAUUUGUUGAAUAUCAUUUUAUUAAAAAUUACUACUGAUGUUUUAAAAUGGGCAAAAGCCAAUAGCUAUCGGCUCUCUGGAUUAAUGUAGCUGUAUUCCUCUUUGGAUAAGGGGAGGGCGCACAUCUCUAAAACAGCUGAGUUUAUUAAACAGGGAGGUAUGAGACAAAAUGACUAAAAAAGGGUGUCUUCAUCUCUUGAACGAAAUUUUGGGCUUAUCAUGGGUUUGUAUCCCACAGACUCUCUCUGAUGCUGCAUUCCUGGUGUGAAGCAAGUCCAUGUAGCCGUGAAGAGAGUUACUUGGGUCUGUUGGUGAAUAAGAAUCUCGACAUGAGCUGACAGUGUGUGCUUGCAUCUCAGAAAGCCGAUCGUAUCCCAGGCUGCAUCAAAAGAAGUGUGAGCAGCAGGUCAGGGGAGGCGAUUCUGCUCCUCUUCUCUGCUCCCUUGAGACCCUGUGUGGAGUCCUGUGUUCAUUCUGGAGUCCUCAACACAGUAAGAACAUGGAUCUGUUAAAGCGAGUCCAGAAGAGGCCAUGAAGAUGAUCCAAGGGCUGAAGCACCUCCCAUGAGAAGACAGACUGAGAGGUUUGGGGCUGUUCAGCCUGGAGAAGAGAAUGCUGCAGGGAGACCUUGGAGCAGUACUGAAAGGGAGCCAACGGGAAAGCUGGGGAGGGGAUCUUUAUCAGGGAGAGCAGUGGCAGGACCAGAGGCAACAAUUUAAGGUUGAAAGAGGGAAGAUUUAGAGUAGAUAUUAGAAAGAAGUUUUUCUUCCUGUGAGGGUGAUGAGGCUCUGGCACAGGUUGCCCUGAGAAGUUGUGGCUGCCCCAUCCCUGGAGGAGUUCAAGGCCAGGUUGGAUGAGGCUUUGAGCGACCUGAUCCAGUGGGAUGUCCCUACCUGUGCCAGGGGGGUUGGAACUGGAUGGUCUUUAUGGUCCCUUCCAACUCAAACCAUUCUAUGAUUCUAUGUUCCUGCCAGGCUUGAGCAGAGCUGCCGCGCUGCUUUUCAGUUUAGAACUUGGGGGGCUUUUCCAGUUUGAGCAUGAAUGAAUGAAUGAAUGCUGAGGAGCUGUGAGGAGGGGAGGAGAGCAUGGCUGGUUCAUGGCUUUCCUUCACUGCCCUGCUGUACCUCAGCUUCUGCUGCUGAGCUGGGACUUGACCAGAGGUGGCUGUUUCUCCUGGACGAAAUUAUGCUGCAGUCUGGAAUAUUCACAGAGGGAUCAUUGUGAUGAAAGGAGGACAUCCUUUUAAAUGCUGGAACUUCUUUUCCUCGUGAUGACUUGUGAAGUAUUGAAGACAGUUGCUGUAUUUGCAUCAUUACAGUGGUUUAACAGAGCCUAAAAAUGAAGAAAGCCCCAAGAAAGCUGCCGAUUAGUUCUAUUCAAGCUGCCACCAGGGAUCAGCCCUCUUCUGAGCUGAGCUCCGCCUGGUUUCACGAGUGCAUGAUCAUGAUGUCUGCAAGUAAGCGUCUCAUCCUUACCACCACAGUCACUCCACAACACGUAGGUUGAUUUCCUUUGCCAGGUACUUGAGUUCUUGGGAUGUUUCCAAGCACCUGGUGACUACACAAGUUGCAGGUUGUGACCUAGUGUUUCAGAGACCAACAAAUUUAACUGGAGCAGGGGAGGAAGUCGUAGGAACAGCACAGUUCUCUUCCCCAUGCUAGCAGAAUUGUUGCCGACUCUGGGGGUGUGGUGACCAGAUUAACAGAUUGAGGCCCCCCUCUCCUCACCAAAUAGGACUUCACCUCAAAUUAGUUCUAGCCUGGUUUCCCUCCUACAUACAAUGCACGUGCAAAACCAUGCGCACGUCUGCAUGCUCUCGCUAUUGCUCUUGCCUACCUGCUUUAAUCCUAUUUUUGUCCCCAUCACUGAACAUGAACAACCCAGUCUUGAGCGAGAAGACACCACUAAGAAAUCGGUGGUUAUACAAGACUUGUUUGAAGCAGGCUUCAGUGUCAGCCUACAGCGCAAUGGUCAUAAUCACCUUGAAGUAAAACUAUUUAAAAUAGAUUUUGGGAAAAAAGGAUGUAAGUUACUU